This is a messenger RNA of Heterotrigona itama, 505 nucleotides long. The record is from the annotation of a GenBank genome assembly. NCBI's taxonomy places the organism in Eukaryota, Metazoa, Arthropoda, Insecta, Hymenoptera, Apidae.
AUGGAUGGACCAUCUCCGUACCCAGCCUCUAACAAUCAAGCGUCUGAGGUAGAAAUUACCAACCACAGAUAAGUCUGGUGGGCGAUUCUGAGACGAAACGCUUCCUUUAUCCUACCUUAUCGACACGAUCCCAAAAUCGCAUUCCCAUAAGUCUUGGUCUUGGCAUUUUCAUAAAAAUAGCAGAGGCCUUUCUUGGGACAUAACAAUAUACAAUGAAACAAGACAUUGUCAUAGAUGAAUUUAAAUGUCUACAAGCAGGUUAAUUCGUCAUAAAGAGCUAGAAUUUUAAAAAUCUACAAACUAUGCGAAUUAUCGUCAAGUUAUUAUUAUCAUAGAAUAGUUGAAGUCAAUAUUAAAGGACACACUUUAUACCUCGAUAAUUGGUAUUCAUCUUCAAGACUUUUUAAAAUUAAUUGCAAACAAAACUAGUGCUAUUGGAGCCGUAUGCGAUAAUAGAAAGAAUGUGCCAAACGAUUUAGUUGAAAUAAAAUUAAAAAAAAGAUGA